Molecule: messenger RNA, 3693 nt
Organism: Xenopus laevis (African clawed frog)
Lineage: Eukaryota; Metazoa; Chordata; Amphibia; Anura; Pipidae
Gene: ttc8.L
Product: tetratricopeptide repeat domain 8 L homeolog
Exons: 14
Coding region: 177-1694 (505 amino acids)
Biological process (GO): non-motile cilium assembly
Cellular component (GO): non-motile cilium; ciliary basal body; BBSome
Source: RefSeq, a predicted model, not a curated record
CGCUUGCAACAGGCAAUAGGCUAGACAGCUUUCUCUCAGGACCCUGAAGGGGAGGUGGUUGCUACGCAGAGAAGACGCUGUGGCUGAGCCGUUGUCAGGGAAACGCGGCCUGGGUUUUAGUUAAUGGUUUGCUGCCUAACAUUUAGCCGCUUCUUAAGGCAGAAUUGUACAGGAUAAUGGGGUUGGAGACGGAGCCGCUUUUGCAGGCCUGGAGCUACUUUCGGCGACGGAAGUUCGAACUCUGUUGUCAGACGUGCACACGGAUUUUGGAGCAGGAACCCUAUGACCAGGUAGCAUGGAGUCUAAAAACCCGUGCCCUCACUGAGAUGGUUUAUGUGGAUGAAAUUGACGUUGACCAGGAGGGCAUAGCAGAGAUGAUGUUGGACGAAAAUGCAAUUGCUCAAGUGGCUCGCCCUGGGACAUCUCUGAAGCAAGCAGUAGGCAAGAAGUUUGAUGGCCCCAGUCCAGCUGUCAGACCAGUAACUCAGUCUGGAAGACCUAUUAGUGGGUUUGUACGUCCUAGUACUCAGUCUGGUCGUCCCGGAACCAUGGAGCAGGCUAUCAAGACCCCUAGAACCGCAAGUACAGCACGUCCUAUCACCAGCGCAUCUGGCCGAUAUGUGCGCCUAGGAACGGCCUCUAUGAUUACAAAUCCAGAUGGAGCAUUUAUAAAUUUGUCCAGACUGAAUUUGGCAAAGUAUGCACAACAUCCCUACCUGGCAAAGACUUUGUUUGAAUACAUAUUCCACCAUGAAAAUGAUGUGAAAAAUGCCUUGGACUUGGCAGCCCUUGCAACUGAACAUUCCAACUUCAAAGACUGGUGGUGGAAAAUGCAACUAGGAAAAUGUUACUAUAGACUAGGAUUGUACCGAGAAGCUGAAAAGCAGUUUAAAUCAGCCCUGACACAUCAGAUCAUGGUGGAUAUGUUUCUUUACCUUGGAAAGGUGUACAUACGGAUGGACCAGCCCCUGACAGCAUUAACUCUUUUUAAGCAAGGAUUAGACCGGUUUCCCAAAGAAGUGAGCAUUCUGUGUGCCGUGGCCCGAAUACAUGAGGAAAUGAACAACAUGAUAUCUGCAACAGAGUACUACAAGGAAGUUCUCAAACAGGACAAUACUAAUAUAGAAGCCAUUGCCUGUAUUGGAAGUAACCACUUCUACACUGACCAGCCAGAAAUAGCACUUCGCUUUUAUAGGCGACUUUUACAGAUGGGUGUGUAUAACUGUCAGCUCUUCAACAAUCUUGGCUUGUGUUGCUUUUAUGCCCAGCAGUACGAUAUGAUACUUACUUCAUUUGAACGAGCAUUGUCUUUGGCUGAAAAUGAAGAUGAGGUAGCUGAAGUUUGGUAUAACCUUGGACAUGUAGCAGUGGGUAUAGGGGACUUGAAUUUAGCAUACCAGUGCUUCAAGCUGACUUUGUCCAAUAACAAUGACCACGCAGAAGCCUACAAUAACUUGGCUGUCCUAGAGAUGCGUAAAAAUCGUGUUGAGCAGGCCAGAGCUCUCUUACAAACCGCCUCUUCUCUAGCGCCGCACAUGUAUGAACCACAUAUUAAUUUUGCUUUCUUGUCUGAGAAGAUUGGAGACCUUCAGAGCAGUUACGUCGCUGCACAGAAAUCAGCUGCUGCUUUCCCUAAUCAUGUUGAAACUCAGCAACUUAUAGAAAAAUUGAGGCAGCAUUUUGCAGUGAUUUGAUAUACUGUAAGAACGGCUGGUAAUAUCACGCUAGAUAGCAAUGAUUAGUAACCUAAACCAGGAUUUAGGAUCUUUAGGCUGAUGUGAAUAGAGACAGCAGUGUGCACAUAAAAUACCAAAGCUCUAACCAUUCCAUGCAACAAAUUAGAAUCUACAAUAAGUUGCUGGCAAGAAGGUUACUGACAGUCUGUGAUGUAUAUUUUGCUUUUUGGUAUUCCAUCCAAAAGGAUGAAAAAGAGAGUCUGUAGAAACCAUUAAAGGAAAUGUAUAUGUACAGUACAUUAAAGCUGCUAACUUUUUAGCCAUUUUCCCCCAACCCAACGGCUAGUUUAUUUUCACUCACUUCGUUAGCUUACUUUUUGUAUUGGCAGUAGAUGCACUUCUCUAUAGACUCCUGUUGCCAUCUUGAUCUAUUUGCCUGGUGCUUCUGAGAAUGUGCAUGCACUGAUUGCUCAUUUCUCUUUAGUGUGCAACACUUUGCUUUGGCAACAAAAAGCUUUCCAUCUAAUUGGUGAUCUGGCAGUAGUAGAGAAUGCACAGUCAGAUAAUGUGAAAAUCACAGCACUGACAUUCUAGCCGCAUUAGUAAUGAAUGCACAUGCAAUGCCCCGGCCACUGGAUUUAGCAAACCAUAAAAUGAAAGUAUGCGAGACAGGUGCUAUAUUCUAUGGAAACAGCAUGGAACUUUGCAGACAAACUAAAUAGAGCUAAGCAGCACUGCGAUUAUGCUUUAUUAUAUUGUAAACAUAACUUAACUUCCAGAUCCAGAGCAGUCGCUGGCAAGGGGGGGGGCGUUAACCCAACAAGUUGUUUAAAAGGAUUUAAUGUCAGAAUGUCAGAGUAGAUCAGAAACAAUAAAGUCUGUUACUAGCUAGAAUAGGCUGCCAGAAUCUAUUACAAUAGAGAUGCGUAAACUUAAAGGAGAAGGAAAGGUAAAACCACUGGGGGGUAGCAAAUGUUAUGCACCAACUAAUUAUUAUAAUUCCUUGCCUGACACCCUGGGCCGAUGCUACAAACUGCACUGUCCGGGGGUACUUUUGAACAUACGUACUUUGUGUCAGGUACCCAUGUGGCGUAGAACGAGAAGCUGAACUUUAUAGCAACAAGACGGCUUUUUCACUCUACUGUAUACGGUAAGCGUUAGAAGAAGAUGAUUCCUCAGUGCUGCUCACUCAGAACUACCCCAGGUCAUUGCAUUUCCAAAUUUAUUAAGAUUUCCUAACUGAUAUCCAAGACUUGGCCCCUGGGCAAUAGGCCUAACCUCUAGGAAAACAAUCUGUCCCAAACAGCGAUCCUCCAGUGAAAAAAAAUUGCCAUUGGAAUUUACUUGCCAUCUCAGUUUUUUCCAUUUAAACCAUAACUUAAAUGGGUUAUACAAUAAAUAUAACCACAUAAAAUACAACUGUCAGGUGGCAUAAAAGAUAGUACUCAUUUUUAUAAAUUUGCCAUUUUUACAGUGUUUGUGGUGUUAAGAAUUUUAUACAGCUUAAUAAAUAGACCCCUUAGUGAUUUAAUUCACUGGGAGGUGCCUAACAUGUUGGCACACCCAGUGACUCUACUUCCUUUCCGUUAGCCUGUCACUUGUCAAACAGUGUGACAUCACACUAAAGAAGAAUUCCGUUUUUCAUUAUAUGAAUCACAGUAUAUAUACAAUAUCUAAUGUUCAUUGGAUGCUAAACAAGGUAUGUGUUAUUAUCUAGUAAUGGCAUGGAUUUUUCAUUUUAGAUUUUUUUAUCUUUCCUUAACGGUUUUUAUCAGAUUAGUCCCCUGCUGAGCUUACUGUGCAACCUUCUAGUUUUAGGAGCUUUUCACCUGGUCAUUUAAGAUUUUUUUUAAUUAUGAUGAUAAAGAACAUUCUAGUAUAUGAUAACUUUUAUUCCAUGUAUUCUGACUGAAAAUAUCUAUUUGCCAGUUUAAUAGAAAAGCUACAAAAGCACUUGUAUAUAAAAUGAUUGCAUUUAUUACAGAACCUAUGACCAAUAAAUCAUAGUUUUGCAGCA